Molecule: messenger RNA, 900 nt
Organism: Penicillium antarcticum
Lineage: Eukaryota; Fungi; Ascomycota; Eurotiomycetes; Eurotiales; Aspergillaceae
Exons: 2
Coding region: 1-900 (299 amino acids)
Cellular component (GO): cytoplasm; nucleus
Source: RefSeq, a predicted model, not a curated record
AUGAGGAUCCUUGCUCUCCACGGUCUCGGCUCGUCAUCCUCGCUGCUGAAGGAGCAACUGGCGCCCUUCGUGAGGGCAUUAGGCAAAGAGUACCAGUUCAAGUUUCUAGACGGAGCAAUACCUUGUGGGAGAGGCCCAGCUCCAACCAAUACUGAAUCAUCCCAAGGCGUCCCAGCUUGGGCCUCCGGGCCCUUCUAUUCAUACGCAACUGGAUUCACUCCAGCUGAGAUGCGUCAAGCUCUCCGUCACUUGGAUGAUUUUAUCAAAGAGCACGGUCCUUUUGACGGUGUGUUUGGCUUCAGUCUGGGCGCUGCCCUUGCGAUAACUUAUAUGCUGGAUCAGCAACAAAAGCAGGCUUCUGCGCCAUUCUGUUUUGCUGUCAUGUUCUCGCCCAUAUUUAUUGUUUCACCUGAUGAUAAUUAUUGCGAGCAGCUUCUGCGGCGAUGGCUAUCAGACGACUAUGCAGUAUUUCGGUCCAAGUUCCCCAACGGCGAAUUUAUGACGGAGUUGGAAGAUGCGUCCGAGCGAGCACUUGCCCAGUAUCUGCAGCAGGUCUUGUCUAUGCAGUCAAUGGGUAUUGGAAUGAUUUUGCCAAACACAAAUGUCGAUUUCCUAGGCACCAAACGGCCCGAGGAAAUACCGCGCUUGGUACAUCCAGAUUUGUUCGACUCCCGCAUCAAAAUACCAACGGUCCAUGUGAGCGGGCUGAGUGACUCACCUUACAUUGGAAAGCAGUCGGGAGUUGCGCGAGACCUAUGCACACCUUCGAUUCGGCGGGUGCAUAGUCACGAUGGUGGCCAUGACGUACCUUUUAAGAUAUCCGACGUGAAAGCUAUUGUUCCAUCGAUCAAGGCGAUGGCCGAGGAAGGUACUCAGAUACGAGCUUUAUAUGGGCUUUGA